This is a messenger RNA of Lodderomyces pseudojiufengensis, 876 nucleotides long. RefSeq lists its product as uncharacterized. Lineage: Eukaryota; Fungi; Ascomycota; Pichiomycetes; Serinales; Debaryomycetaceae. The transcript has a single exon. The record is from RefSeq and is a predicted model, not a curated record. The coding region runs from base 1 to 876 and encodes 291 amino acids.
AUGGCUGUUGUCAAACGAUUAUUUAUAAAAGCUUCAAAUAACUAUGAUUCGGAUUUCCAAAUUGUACCCAUAAAUACAAAUCAACCGCUUGAAAUCAAAUCCGAUAUUGGAGUCUUUAAAUUGUUAAUAAAUUUGAAAAAAUUUGAUGGAUCACAACCACAUUUAUCAAAUAGUUUAUAUAAUCAAGGAGACAAGACUUUUCUUAAUGGUGAGAAAUUAGACUUCAAUGAAAAAGAGUUGAAAGAAGAUGGACCUGAACCCAAUUUAAGAAUCAAUAUUGAAUUCACACCAAAGGAAGAUAUAAAAGGUGGAGAUCUUGUAUUUGGUAAUGACUUCACAUACUCAAUUAAAGAUUAUGUACCAACUACUUUAUUAAGCACUGGCUUAAAGUUAUUUAAUUGGUUUAUAAAUGAUACUGUUAAAGGAGAUAUUUAUAAUGCAAAACCAUAUCUUUACGGAUUAGCAUUGAAUAGUUUCAGUUAUAUUGGAAUAAAUCAAAAACCAAAGGAAGUUGUGGAUACCAAUGCAAAGCCUAUGAAUUUUAAGGAAAAUAUAGACAAAGUAAUAGAAAAUGGACCAACUACAUCGUCAGAAAGAAAGAAAUUUUUUAACACUAAAGAAAAAUGUGACCAAUUUACUUUCAAAAGUGGUACCAAUUAUGAUUUCCAAUUUGAUACUGAUUUUUUAAAAUUGUCAGAUUCAAAGUAUUUAGUAUCAAUUCCAAGAUUUGAUAUAGAUGUAAGUAAAUAUGCCAACGAUACAUUAAAUAAUGUAAACUGGGUUAUAAAAAAAGAUGGAUUUGACGGUGUUGGUUCAGGUACCUUAGGUUUGAUAAUAAAUUUUGCUUUAAGAACUGAAGAACAAAAAGAGGAAUAA